GGGCGCUAGUUGCCAUGGUAUCGGACGCUCAGCUCCUUUCUUGCGGCGCUCCUCGACUCCCUAGUGGAGCCGAGGCAGGAGCCUCCGCGCCCAGCCAUGAGCAGCCUGUCCGUCGGGCGGAAGCUCAGCCUGUCCCCGCACAUCCUAGAGCUCCUGGCGCUGCCCUGCUGCCUGGAGGAGCUGGAGGCCGACUGCCGGCCUUCCAUUUCAGAUGACUUAAAAGUAGGCUAUUUUAUCACAGAUCAUGCCACUCAAACAGAUAUAAAAGAAAUAGUAGAACUAAAGGAGCUUACUACUACUACACAAGCCCUAGUACAGUUCACGGACUCCAUCCAGGAAGAUUUUAUGAUCUAUAAAAAUAUCCUUCAAGCACAAUAUGAGGAAAAAAUACAAGAGCAGGCUUCGAAUCUCUGUAGACAGAUAAAUGACAGACUGAGAGACAUAGAAGCUUUUCAUAAACAGAAAGAAGUCAAAAUUCGACAAAGCUAUCAACAGCAGCUAUGUGAUGCACUUGCUGUUCUCAGGGUAGAUUAUGAGAAAAAUUAUCGCAUACAGGAAGAUACAGAUUCCUCAUUAGCAGCGAGUUGGCAGGUUUUGAUUAAGACGCUCCAGGAGAAAGAGUCUAAAAUUCAAAAAUUAGAAGCAGAAUUACAAGAAUAUCAGGAAAAUGAAGAUACAAAAAUGGUUAUUUUUGACAACGAUGAUGACAAUGAAAAAAAUAUGCUCGAAAAAGAAAAUGAGGAUUUCAGAGAAGAGGUUUCUAGACUACUUGAUAGGAUUUCACAUCUUGAAGAGUCUCUGAAACGCAGUGAAAAAGAAAAUAAUAAAUUAGAUAAGGAGGUUCGAGGUAUGCAAUUAAAAAUGGAAAAAGAUGAGAAAACUGUUCAAAAGUUAAUUGAAGCUCAAGAAAAAAUAAAGAUGGAACUUGAAAAGGAGAGGUCAUUAAAUCAAAGUGUGCUCAAAGAACAAAAAGACAUUGAAACAAAAGUGGAAAAGAAGUUAUCUGAUCUAAAGGAAAAGAUUCCAGCAUUGAAAGAAAAAGAUACAAAGAAAAAGAAGGAGACAGUGAAAAGUGGAAGUGAAAUUACAGUGCCUCAUGAGAGCAGAGAAUCACAAAAGGGAUAUCACAAGCAGCAACAGAAGAAGAGUCCUAGUUAUAAGGAAGCAGAAAAAAGAGCAUUACUUGCUGAAAUUGAGAAGCUGAAGAUAUCUGAAGAUCAAGAGAAGCAACACAUACAAAGGUAUUGGUCAGAAUUUUUAAGACAUUCAUUUAACUCUAUAAAUAUUUUAACAUUUUGUGGGUUUUUUUAUUUCAGUCUUAAAAACGAAGUUGAACAAAUUAACCGAAGCUGGGCAAAGAAAUUCCAAAUUCUAAAGAAAAGCCUGCAUGCCAUUAAGGAUGAGAUGUUUCUUAGACAUACUUUGUACCGUCAGGCAGCAGCAUUUAACCAUGCAUCCCUCAAUCAACCUUAUGCUGUUCCUCUCUAUAUUGAAACUGGUGCAAGACAAAUAAAUGAACGAAGGGGUGGUUUAUAUUUCCCUUUUUCACCAUUGCCCCAGAUACGUUCCGAGUCUACUGCAGCGAUGGAAGAAACAGAUCUUAAUAUUGUAAAAAUUCCAACUGGAACAGAAAUGUGCUGUUUGUAUGAAGAUGUUUCUGGGGAUGAAGAAUUUGUUGGGGGUCCUCCUUUCCCUUCACCUCCGUCCACGUUGACUUAACAGUUGGAGCAGUGCCUUCUGUGGGGAGAGACAGAGAGAGAGAGAGAGCAGGAUCGCAAGGAAAUAAAUGCCCAUAGGUCUUCAUAUGGUCCCGGCAAUGUUUCUAUGUGUUGCCUCGCUAGGAAGCUGUGAAUACUUUGAUUCUCCAAAGUAAGGUAGUGUAUAUUUGAAGUUAAUGACAGGAAUUUAAAGACGCAGCUCUCCCACCUGCACGCUUUCCUUUCUUGAAGUUCUAGGUGAUUAUCAGAAUGGGGAUAUGAACGUGUAUCCGAUGACAUUUCCAUCUUGGUUCCAUAUUUGUUCCAUGCAUGGCCUGAUUCGCAGUUCUACUUUUUUUUUUAAGACAAAGUUUUAUUCUGAGUGAAGACUGAACUUCAAUCAAAUACACCACCAGCCUUGUUUAGAAACCCCUAAAUUACACCACAUGAAUGUUAAGUACCUUGCUUUAACUGAUUUUGAUUUAAGAGCAAGCAUGAACGGCUGGAAGUACAAGGCUUUGAUUGCAAGCUUUUGAACCAUAAACAGAGCCCGAUCUUGAAGCCUGUACGUCAGUAGCUCCGUCGACUUUAAUAAAACUUACAGAGAGAAGAAAGACUGCAUGAUUUGGCCCUUAGAUUCUGCCUAGACCAAUAGCAGGAGUGAGUCUAGUGGCAUUGAUGUUUUAUGUGCUAUUGAUUCAUAUUUUCUUUUUCUUAUUCAUUGACAUCUCUAUUUUCAACGCUAUCCAAGGGGACUUAAAUUAUACAAAUUAAAACAUUUCCAUAGUUACCAUGAACUGGUAGUUUGAGAAAUUACAAGUUAUCAGCCAAUAGUCUAAGCAUAUUUGUGUGUGUAUCAUAGUUGUGUGUUUAAGUUGUUGUAUAAAUAUAUAAUAUUGUGUUUUAAAAUACUGACCAAUAAAUGUAAAAGCGCUAAUUUCCUAAA
Messenger RNA from Trachemys scripta elegans, 2643 nucleotides. RefSeq names its product chromosome 2 C10orf67 homolog (gene C2H10orf67). The coding region runs from base 97 to 1719 and encodes 540 amino acids. The record is from RefSeq and is a predicted model, not a curated record. The transcript has 15 exons. Lineage: Eukaryota; Metazoa; Chordata; Testudines; Emydidae.